Molecule: messenger RNA, 3158 nt
Organism: Amphibalanus amphitrite
Lineage: Eukaryota; Metazoa; Arthropoda; Thecostraca; Balanomorpha; Balanidae
Exons: 6
Coding region: 451-1206 (251 amino acids)
Source: RefSeq, a predicted model, not a curated record
CAGUCGGCCGGCCGGCGCGGGCACGGGCGGCGCUCCGGCGGCAGGGGCGAGGGACCGGUCACAGGUCACAGGUCGCAGGUCACGGGUCACAGGUCACAAGUCGCAGGCUAAGGAACAAACAGGUUACUGGUCACAGGUUUCAGGAUAGGUUUCAUGUCCUAAAUCGCAUCACGAAGCUCUUUUAGUUCAAGGUCACGGGUCAAGCCAAGGCUCCUGACCUACGUGGCAGACAGACUCAGACGCCUCCCAGCAGUGAAGUGAACUUCAGGUCAGCAGUGUUCGGCCUGCUGCUGCCCGGAGGUAUCCGGUGGAGGUCUGCCGCUAUUCCUGGCCGAUACUGGAGAACGGCAGAGUCCUCUCAGAAGCAGCAUCAAUUCGGUCAUACUCCAGGCCAGACUCUGGUCAUCAAGUGGAAAGCACUGGACGGUGCAGCUGUCAACGUCUUUUCACAUGAAAGGCAUAUGGAGAAGAAUAGGAAAGAAGAGCCUGAAACUUGCUAGGCGAAGCAGUUCCACGGAGAAUGGGAGCGGAACAUCUGCCCACCUAGUGGUGGUCGAGGACUCGCCGACUCUGGACUCAGAAAUAGAGGGAACACUGGUCGACGGUAUAACUGAUCUCAGCCCAGGGGGACAGGACGAGGGAAAGGCGCCGACACAGGGCACAAGAGCCAUGGAGCCAACAACCAGCCUGGACAAGAUGAUACCGGAGGAGGAGGAACUCGAUGGGGACGGUGAUGAGGACGCUGAGGAGGCGGAGGACGCUGAGGACCAGGAGGAAGGAACAGCGCCCGUCUCCCUCGCGCCGGCUACCUCCGAGGAGAACCUGGACAGCGACGGUGCCGGCAGCUACAGCUACGGCACACAGUUCACGUUCCACGGCGGUCUGUACGGCUACCCGGUGGCUGUGGUCCGCCGCCGGCUGGCCGCCGUGCCCGUCAUCAAGGGCUACACCAUGACCGAUGUCGACUUCCCGCUCUACUUCUCCAGCUACGACAUCCCGGUGGUGAGCGCCAGCCGCCACGCCAGCUUCACGCGCCGCCACCGUCUGGUGCGCCUCCACAACCGGUACACCUCCAUGCCGGCAAUGCGCACAGAGCGGUCGAUCUCACGCACCGGUACCCUGGUGGCGACCGGAGGAAGCUCAGGUGCACAGGUGGCGCCGCCGGCCGAGGAUGAGCCCAAACCGCUGACGGCCAAUGGACCGUAAACUUUGGCAGGUGAUGCGGUAGCUAGCAACCAGCUAUCUUCAGCCUCCAGGAGGCGAGCUGGCAGUUAACCCGCGCCCUGCUUGUGGUUUUUCGCGAAUAUCUCUAAAACGGCGGCGCGGAGCGCCGCCGUUUUUGGUACACCUUAUCAUACAUCAAUUCUACACAUGUUGUAAAAAUUUCAGACCAAGGUCAUUCAAGGUCAGGUCACCAGGUCACUUGAAGUGAACUCACCUCAUAAAAAGUUUCAAUGUCUGUCAUAGCUACACCGAGUGACCGAUCGUUUUGAAACUUUCAGCGAUUGCUAAGAGCAAUAGCAUGUACAAAAUGUAUAUCUCAGAAUUUUGAUAUCGAUGACCUAAGGUCAGAUCAAUUUUGCGACCUCCCCAUUAUAAGUCAAUGGGAGAAAAUUGAAAUGCGCCUCUUUUGGACGAAAGACAUUAUAAACACUCCCAAACACUGAAUUACAAGUGGUUUAGACACACUGAACAUGAAAAUGGUGUCCGUGACCCCUGUUUAUGCCCUGAGGUCAUCUUAGGUCACGAAUGGUAUCUAACAGUUUUUCGCAAAUAACUUUUGAUAGAAGCAUGCUAGAGCGAUGAAAACGCCUUAGAUGUGUUCAGCUCGACGAUACGGAUCGACUGAUAUGCAACAUGACCCUUUCCGGUCAGGUCAUGACCUUGACCUGAGGUCAAAUUUUCAAGUUGACCUUUCAAGGUCAAGUUAUAGUUCAUUCGAUGCGUCUUGACGAGAGGAACACGAUGCCGGUAAAAGUAAGCUCGUAUAAGGCUUGGGUCAAAAGUUAUUGCAGAAAAGCUUUCCGAAAAAAUCGGCUAUUUUUGCAGUUUUUGCCCCCUGCAGGCAAAACCGUUGACGUUAGGUCAAAUCUGAGAGUAUUACUCAGAAAGGGCGUUAAUAGGGCUAUCGAAUGCGCUUUUCCGCGGCGCUGUAGCUCUAUUGGUUCCCGAGUUAUGCGUUGGCUUCUUGGAAAUUGUCGACAUUCGACCUGGAAAUCGGCAAAAUUUUGCCUUCAAUGACCUCUGGUGACCUGACCUUUGACCUGACCAAAAAAUUGACCGAAGUGAUUUCCUCAUUAUUUUUGACGCUCUUUCGAACGCCGCCUUCCGCGUAUCGCUACGUGGCCCAGGAGCCGAGUUAGAAGGGGGGGGUGUUCAAACACCCCCCCCCCCCCCCCAGCAGGGCGUGGAAAUCCAGGACCCCCAGCAGGGCGCGGGUUAAUGGAUGAAACUGCAGCGAUGUCUUCUUAUAAGACGAAGAUGUUCUUCCGUACCUUGCGAUGAUCUCUCUUUAAUCCAAAGUCUUCUUUAGUCAGAUCGACAGAAUUAUCCGAGUGUAAAUAAGCGAAGUAUAGUAGAAUACAUCCAUAACAUCCUAUGGAUCGGAAGAAAUAGUUCAACGCAUAUACUUUCCAUCUCCAAUGUUAAAAACGACGCUAGGAUAACAUCAGCAAUGUGAAAGAGGUGUUAUGAUUUCCGACCGACUGAUAACAAAGCCUUCCAGCUAUUAUCAGCUUUGUCAGAAAAAGGCAUCUACCACGCAGUGAGACGGUCCUGUGCACUGUGCAUGGCCUGCUGUUCCUUCCGAUGACGGGCCAUACCACUCAUCCAUGGCCCGUGCAGCCACUCUGUCAUGUUGGUUCUCCAGACCUGGUGGUGCCCACGAAGAUAGGCCGAGGCAUCAACUACAUGUACGCGAUCGAUGUGCUUUGCUGUUGUCGCUUCUGCUGUAUGUAUCAGUAUGUUGUCCGUGAACUGAUCGGCGGCUAAGGUCAAACAGAGUUUCGCGUUUCGUGUUAUGAUUACCGAGUCUACUAGAUAUUGGAGCAGAAAUGCUAGGAAGCUUAGAUGAAAUGUGGGCAAGCUAUUUUGUGCGGGAAAUUGCGUUAAUGAAUUACGCUCUGACAGUCUGGGCAAUAAAUAAUUAAUUUGUUAAA